This is a messenger RNA of Prorocentrum cordatum, 702 nucleotides long. Lineage: Eukaryota; Dinophyceae; Prorocentrales; Prorocentraceae. The record is from the annotation of a GenBank genome assembly.
AUGCUGCACCUGUCGCCGCCGCCUCGCAGGGCCGUCCCGCGGGGCGAGCUGGUCACUGAGGCACUGAGUCGGGCAGGGCCGGCCGCCAAGACCGCGCCGCGCGCCCGCCGCGGGCUCGCCGCCGAGCUCGCCGCCGGGAGCCCGGCCUACGCUCGCGCCUCGCAGCGCCUCGCGGCGCAGCGGCGGUCCCCCGCCGGCGCCUCGCGCGAAUGCGCGCGGCGCCCGCGCGCGGUCACGAUGCAGGUGCGGGAUGCGCGGAAGUCCGGCAGGCCCCUCGGGGCAGCUGGCCGCAGUCUGGUGGCGCCCUCGCAGCUGCCGGUGGCCGCGCCAGGCGCCUCGCCGCAGGACACGCUGCUGCCGGCGGCGGAGCCGGCGUCGCGGCCGUCCUCCUGCGACAGCGACGCGGGGCUGGAGACCGUGUGGCGGCAGCAGGUGCGCGCCGACAUGAAGUCCUUGAGCAAGGAGUCCAUGGCCAGCCCACCGGCACCUGCCGCCCGGCGGAAGCUGGGCUCGCGGCCGCGGCCUCCGCUCCGCACGGAGGCCAGCGGCCCCCCCCCGGCCUGGACCGGCCACGCCAGGCGAGGAGGCGUAGCCGCCUUUUGCCUCGCAGUUUCCCCGGCGGCCGACAUGCACGGCGACCUCGCGAGCUCCGCGCGGGCUGGCGGUGCCUCCUGGGCCGAGGCCGCCAGGAGACGCGACUGA